AUAGGGGAGUGUGUGCACCCAGUUCUGUGCAGCAUCUCUGGGGCUGAGCCUUCCCUGAGGAUGGGAGCACUGGCUGGGGUGGGGACGGGAGCUCCCCUGCUCCCAUGGCUGCUGCUGCUGCUGCUGGUGAUGUCCCACUCUGCCCAUGCAGCCAUCCUGGAGGUGAACGGGAACCUGAGCUGUAGGUGUGCCAAGACAACCUCGGGGUACAUCAGUCCCAAGAAAUACGAGAGCAUUGAGAUAAGGCCGGUGGGCAGCAGCUGCAGGCGCACGGAGAUCAUAAUUAAGUUAAGAUCCUCAGGGAAGGUGUGUGUGGAUCCUGAAGCCCCUUGGGUAAAGAAGCUGCUGCAGCGCAUUGCCAGCACGAAGAAAAAAUAAGUUUCCUGCUAAGGAAGUUGCUGCCCAGAGCCCCGAGGUGGGCUGGCGGAUGAUGCCCAGGUGUGCAGACCUGUGCUCCCCACUUUGCCCUSGCUUCUCCCCUCUUCCUGAAGGGUCCCAUGUCUGGUUCUGGUGGCAGUGGGGAAUGUGACUCCUGGCCCCAGCCCCACAGCAGGUUCAUGGAGGGUUUUCCCAGCAUUUGGUCMUUGGAUCAGCAUGAAUGUGAAUCCUUCAUUUAUUUACCUGCCUGUGGACUGUGAAGCCGUUCCCUGUCAGGGGCUGCUCCUGCUUCUUUAGGAAUGACUUUGUGACUCUUUCCAUGUGAAGUGCUCAGUGACAGAGUGUKUGCUGGGGGUUCUGUGGCACAGCGUGGCGUGUCCUGUCCCAAGAGCUCAAGUCCAAUAAAAUCCAUGGUUUUUCCUUCUGUUGUAUUUUCACUGGGUCUCCUAGCUUUGAAGCAAUAUAUGACAGAAUCAUAGGACAGCUUGGACUAGAAGUGACCUC
This is a messenger RNA of Malurus melanocephalus (red-backed fairy wren), 882 nucleotides long. RefSeq names its product alveolar macrophage chemotactic factor-like. The transcript has 4 exons. Lineage: Eukaryota; Metazoa; Chordata; Aves; Passeriformes; Maluridae. Bases 61 to 378 code for a protein of 105 amino acids. Gene Ontology annotation, molecular function: chemokine activity; CXCR chemokine receptor binding. Gene Ontology annotation, cellular component: extracellular region. The record is from RefSeq and is a predicted model, not a curated record. Gene Ontology annotation, biological process: neutrophil chemotaxis; cellular response to lipopolysaccharide; antimicrobial humoral immune response mediated by antimicrobial peptide.